Messenger RNA from Tricharina praecox, 1856 nucleotides. RefSeq lists its product as uncharacterized. Gene Ontology annotation, molecular function: chromatin binding; DNA binding. The coding region runs from base 97 to 1452 and encodes 451 amino acids. The record is from RefSeq and is a predicted model, not a curated record. The transcript has 4 exons. Gene Ontology annotation, cellular component: nucleus; nucleosome. Lineage: Eukaryota; Fungi; Ascomycota; Pezizomycetes; Pezizales; Pyronemataceae. Gene Ontology annotation, biological process: regulation of DNA-templated transcription; nucleosome assembly.
GAUCGCGAAUCGUGACUUACACCAAUCCUCCGCGACACCCAACGACUUCACCAAUUGUCCACAAGGCACCGGGCCACUCAAUUCCUCCUCUACAACAUGUCCAGCCACAUACCGCUCAGCCCAUACGACGAGCACACCGGCGACCAGACUUCCGAUGCAGGACUCACCGAGGCGGACCUGCUGAUCCGCCAGCGGCUUGCGCCGGAGCUUGCACUACAACAAUGGCACACCCAGCAGUUCAUGCCACCGCCGCCCGCUCCUCCUCCCGCACAGCCACAGCCGCAAUCACAGCGAUCACAGCCAGUGUACGUACCGGAGGCCGCGGCACCGAAGCCAGUAGCCCGAAGCACCCGCGCGAAAGCGGCGGCAGCCAAACCCACAGCGCGCACGACCACGCGGCGGCGCAAAGCCAGCAUCGUGGCCAAGGACGAGAGCGAUGGGUCGAUCAGCGAAGAGGAGUUUACGAUGGAGGGGGUGAAGACCAAAUCGGGGCGCAAAGUGCACCGGCCCGCACACUUCAACCCCGCACAGAAGACGCCGUCGCGGCGGCGCGGUCCCUACAGACGCAGCCACGAUGCCCGCAUCUGCAAGGUGUGCCAGCGUGGACAUUCCCCACAGUCGAAUAUGAUCGUGUUCUGCGACGGCUGCAAUGGGCCGUUUCAUCAGCUCUGCCAUGAUCCGCCGAUUGACGACCUCGUCAUCCAGGUCGAGUCCGCCGAGUGGUACUGUGCUGCGUGCGCAAAGAGUAGAGAGCAGAAGCCGCUGCAGAUGGGGCUCCCGGGGACGGGCUUGACGGAGGAGGAGAAGAAGUUGUAUCUGGCUAGUUUGCCGAUGGCGAGCUUGAUGGAGAUUAUCCUCUUUGCUGAGAAGACCCAUCCCGACCUGCCGAUAUACGAUCCAAGGGCGAAAGAGCUUGCAGCGGCAUUCAAAGCCAACCAUGCGGUGAAGCUGGACGAUGGCACUCCCGGUGUCGUUGGCGAAGAUGGAAUCACAGAGAUGGAAGACACAGGCGGACCAAACUGGGAGGAGAUGAUAAUCCGCGCCAUCACCGCUCUGGACGUCGGCAAGGGAGCACAGCCAAAAAACAUCUUUGACUGGAUAUCCACCAACUUCCCCGCGCUCACCGGCCGCGACAUCCGCCUCGAAGCGCAACCGUCAUUACAAAGCGCGCUUCGCAAAGGUCGUCUGCUACGGGAUGGCCACUCCUACCGUAUCAACCCCUCCUUCUCCGCGCCGCUCACGCCGAAACCGCCCGGCAUGCUCGCCCCCGGCUCCGGAAUAAAGCUUCCGCUCGAAACGGAAAUGCUCGGCGCAGCCUAUCUCCUCGUCGAUUACGAUACGAUAGCGUUCUCGCAUCGCUGCAACGCUAGACAGCAAAGUGUCGACGACGAUCUGAUGGAUGGCAUUGCGUUUGCGGAGCAGCAGGAUCCUACCACUACUGCUGUUCAGUAGAAAUGGACGGACCAGGGGAUGGUGCAGCGUUGGGGCGUGCAGGGACACAGUGAUUGGGGGUGGUCGUGAAUACGACGGUGAAUACGACGACGACGUUGAGGAGGAGGGUGAGGAGGGCGGUGAUUGGAGGCUGUAUCAAUAUACUUGCUACGGGGAUAUGUUGGUGUUGGGACGCUGAUACCUACCUACCGACCUACGUGUGGUUGUCUUCUUCUUUUAUCAUACAUGUCUUCUUUGAUUUUACGGUGUUACCUGUUACCUGUUUUCUUCUCUUUUGUUGGGAUUUCGUUCUGUGGGGCCCGGACUUUCUGUUACAUACUCUAUUGUACAUACAGAGUACAAAGUACAUACAGAGUACAUGCGAAGUACAUUCUUAUGAGCAAUCUCCGCGGCAUACGGGAUGG